AGCAUUAUCACCCAAGUAUCAAUGCAAUUGAACACUUCACCUAAACAUCAAACUGCUACGAUCAGAACAGCACCACCAUGCGUCUUUGCAAGAAAUUCCUUGCGGCAACGACUCUGUUUCCUUUUGCCUUUGCAGACUUUUGGAUCUUACAUGGAAUGGAGGAUUUCUACAUACUCGGUUUGUGGCAUCUUUGGGACGGCGCACAUUUCGUACAUCCGCAGUUCGAUUGCCAUGCAAUAAACGCCGCAAGCCACUGUGCUUGGGAAGAUGACGUGAGCAGUGAUAAAACAGGUAUCCGACUUCAGGGCACUGUAGACGAUCCUGAACAGAUUGAAUUUAACAAUGACCUUGG
Molecule: messenger RNA, 352 nt
Organism: Truncatella angustata
Lineage: Eukaryota; Fungi; Ascomycota; Sordariomycetes; Amphisphaeriales; Sporocadaceae
Exons: 1
Coding region: 22-240 (72 amino acids)
Source: RefSeq, a predicted model, not a curated record